This is a messenger RNA of Heterobasidion irregulare TC 32-1, 1457 nucleotides long. It is a transcript of the gene act1.2, whose product is annotated as actin 1.2. The record is from RefSeq and is a predicted model, not a curated record. The coding region runs from base 72 to 1199 and encodes 375 amino acids. The transcript is spliced from 10 exons. Lineage: Eukaryota; Fungi; Basidiomycota; Agaricomycetes; Russulales; Bondarzewiaceae.
UCGCCGUCGCCGUCGUUCCCAACCCCCCCACUUACAUCUACCCUUCCCACUUUACAUAUUAAUCUGCCAACAUGGAGGAUGAGGUCGCUGCGCUCGUCAUUGACAACGGCUCCGGCAUGUGCAAGGCUGGCUAUGCUCGUGACGAUGCCCCCCGUGCUGUGUUCCCCUCAAUAGUCGGCCGUCCCCGUCACCAGGGUGUCAUGGUCGGCAUGGGCCAGAAAGACUCCUAUGUCGGUGACGAGGCCCAGUCGAAGCGUGGUAUCUUGACCCUCAAGUACCCUAUUGAGCACGGUAUCGUGACCAACUGGGACGACAUGGAGAAGAUCUGGCAUCACACCUUCUACAACGAGCUCCGUGUCGCGCCCGAGGAGCACCCCGUGCUGCUCACCGAGGCCCCGCUGAACCCGAAGGCCAACCGUGAGAAGAUGACGCAGAUCAUGUUCGAGACGUUCAACGCGCCCGCGUUCUACGUCUCCAUCCAGGCUGUGCUCUCGCUCUACGCGUCGGGUCGCACCACCGGUAUCGUCCUCGACUCGGGUGAUGGUGUGUCGCACACUGUCCCCAUAUAUGAAGGGUUCUCGCUCCCCCAUGCCAUCCUCCGUCUCGAUCUCGCUGGUCGUGACCUGACCGACUUGCUGAUCAAGAACUUGACUGAGCGCGGCUACCCGUUCACGACCACGGCCGAGCGCGAAAUUGUCCGUGACAUCAAGGAGAAGCUGUGCUACGUCGCGCUGGACUUUGAGCAGGAGCUCCAGACUGCCGCCCAGUCGUCCGCUCUCGAGAAGUCCUAUGAGCUUCCCGACGGUCAGGUCAUCACGAUUGGCAACGAGCGAUUCCGUGCGCCCGAAGCGCUCUUCCAGCCCGCCUUCCUCGGACUUGAAGCCGCCGGUAUCCACGAGACGACGUACAACUCGAUCUUCAAGUGCGAUCUCGAUAUCCGUCGUGACCUGUACGGCAACGUCGUGCUCUCUGGUGGAACGACGAUGUUCCCCGGAAUUGCGGACCGUAUGCAGAAGGAGCUGACGUCUUUGUCGCCAUCGAGCAUGAAGGUCAAGAUUGUCGCGCCUCCCGAGCGGAAGUACUCGGUCUGGAUCGGUGGAUCUAUCCUUGCGUCUUUGAGCACAUUCCAGAAUCUGUGGUGCUCGAAGCAGGAGUACGACGAGUCGGGCCCUGGCAUUGUCCACCGCAAGUGCUUCUAAGCGCGAGGAGAAGUGGAAGAAAAGAAGACGCACGCACUGUAUUAGAAGAAGCCCCUCACGAUCGGGAUCGGCGCCGCUCGUUGUCGUUCUUGCUUUUGUCCUUCCUUAGUCCCUGCCUCUUCCCGUCACGGAUACAGCCCACCCUACUUUUAUCCGCAUCGCACCUUUCCUACGUCGUUGACUCAGCAGAGCCGUGGUCGGACGAGGAAAUGGUGUCUGACAUUAGCCUUCUGUUCCAAAUUUACCUGUGCUUACUCU